AUGGCUUUCUUCAGCUUAUAUCUACUAGGAUAUCAAUAUCCCUUUCAGUGUAAGAAAAGAACCACAACUGAAGAAACAAAUCAGAAGGAUGCGGUGUCCAGUAGGCUCCCCCCAAUUGCCUCCGAGGAUGGUAAUUAUUCCGUCCACCAGAACAGCCACGAGCGGUAUCACGAAGCUGUGCGGAAGGUGCUGCUAAAAACCUUCCCCAAUCAGGUCUUCAAAGUCCCUGUGACUGAUGCUCAGAACUUCAGCUUCUGGUGGCCUCACAGCACGAACAUGCGCCCAGAGAAGGUCAUUCCAUGGAUGCAGGGUCCACGUCACUGUCUCAUCAAAAGCCCAAUGACCAGAUUUAUGGAUCAUUCAAUUCUCAAUGACAGAACCUUCAGUCUAUACUGA
Psammomys obesus (fat sand rat) is the source of this 396-nucleotide messenger RNA. It is a transcript of the gene Spmip11, whose product is annotated as testis expressed 49. The record is from RefSeq and is a predicted model, not a curated record. The transcript has 4 exons. Lineage: Eukaryota; Metazoa; Chordata; Mammalia; Rodentia; Muridae. Bases 1 to 396 code for a protein of 131 amino acids.